AUGUUGCAUCCUUCUCCGCUCAUCUCUGAUUCAACUUCAUUUGACUCCUCUGAUUCUUCCGCGAUUGACAUCCUCAUCUCAGACUCGACUUCAUGCUUUAUUCGUCUCAACAUCGUUGUGACUCCGUGGAGACCUCUUCCUUCGCAUCGACUCAUCCUCUUCACAGCACUGCUUCCCUCACUUCUUCACGAUUCUCUAAACGAAGUUUCUGAAUCAAAUUUUGAAGAUUCGCUCCAUCUCGCUUAUUCGCUCUCAGUCUCACUUGUGGUUGUGUUUCACAUUUGCAUCUUUAAUUUGAGAAAGCGAGAAAACCAGAGCGAAGAAUGA
Messenger RNA from Vicia faba (fava bean), 327 nucleotides. The record is from the annotation of a GenBank genome assembly. Lineage: Eukaryota; Viridiplantae; Streptophyta; Magnoliopsida; Fabales; Fabaceae.